Messenger RNA from Pieris macdunnoughi, 1005 nucleotides. The record is from the annotation of a GenBank genome assembly. Lineage: Eukaryota; Metazoa; Arthropoda; Insecta; Lepidoptera; Pieridae.
AUGGGAGCUACCUCUGCUGUACUCAAGUACAAAUUAAACAAUGGAAGAGAUAUGCCAGCGAUCGCUCUCGGAUCAUAUUUGGGAUUUGACGAGCAAGGAAUAGUCCGCUCCUCUAAUAAGCAACUUCGAGAUGUCGUCUUGCGAGCCAUCGAGCUGGGAUACCGCCAUUUUGAUUCCGCAUCCUUGUAUGAGACGGAGCCCGAAAUUGGCGAAGCGAUCCGUAUGAAGAUUGAAGAGGGAGAUAUAAGUAGAGAGGACGCGUUCAUUACUACUAAGUUGUGGGUCACACAGCACAGAAGAGAACAAGUUCCUGUAGCUUUGAAGACCAGUUUGACGAAGAUGGGUUUGGAUUAUGCCGAUUUGUAUCUCAUGCACUGGCCAAUUGCGGUUAAUGAGGAUUAUACCUAUAAUGAUGUGGAUUAUAUGGAGACCUGGAAAGGAAUGGAAGACGCACAAAACCUGGGGCUGACUAAGGCCAUCGGGGUAUCCAAUUUCAAUCAGACCCAGCUGAUUCGAUUGCUUGAUGAAGGGAGUGUUAGACCUGCAGUACUUCAGAUAGAAAACCACCCUCAAUUAACCGAACGGGACCUGGUGAACUUCGCCCAGAAAGAAGGAAUUACCGUGAUGGGGUAUUCACCCCUCGGUUCACUGGUUCCAAGAUAUGGUAUGCAGUUACCUGGACCAAAGAUGGAUGACCCCAUCUUGGUGGAUAUUGCUAGGAAGUAUGGGAAGACCGUUCCUCAAGUCGUUUUGAGGUGGUUGGUCGACAGAAAACUCGUUCCCGUAACCAAAACUGUUAAAGUGAAGCGUCUGAAGGAAAACAUUGAGAUUUUCGACUUUUCACUGACAGCCGAGGAAAUAGCAAGAAUCAACAAAUUCGACGAACACAAAAGAUUCACUAUACCAUCUUUUUGGCAGGAUAACCCAAAUUAUCCGUUCGAGAAAAUAGAAAAUCCCGUUCAAAAUCCAUUUGUAGCAAUAAAGAGUAAAAAUUUAAAGAAUUAA